This is a messenger RNA of Oldenlandia corymbosa var. corymbosa, 2176 nucleotides long. The record is from the annotation of a GenBank genome assembly. Lineage: Eukaryota; Viridiplantae; Streptophyta; Magnoliopsida; Gentianales; Rubiaceae.
UUCAAUACCAUUGGAAUAAUUUUUUAAGAACAUUGUUUUUUAGUGCGACUCAAGUAUUAAUUUAUUUUAUUUAUUUAUUAAUUUUUAUUUAUUAGCAUUCGCCUAAUUUUUUUUUCCAACACUCUUUACCCAUUCUAAAUCGAAAUUCAGUCAUUGGCUAUGGUCUCUAAAAUUGAGAAUCUUUUGAUAUUUUUGAUAUCAUCGUGUUUCGUGUCUUAGUGCAUGUCUGAGACGUCAGCGUUGAGAACGGCGCUGUCACGGGAGAAAUUAAUAAGCUCUUCCCUUAAGACCACAUUGACGCACAUGGACACAUUGCACCGGAAAUUUCUUUAAACAUUGAGGGAGUUACGAAUUUGUUUUAAAGCAUAAGCUCAAUUUUAUCACUUUCUCCGUGCAGAAAAAGAGAGAAAAAAAAAUUAUCCACAAUUGUAACUUGUUAGUACAAUUUAGAAAACUAAUGUUAACUUUAUUUGGACUGAUGGAGCAAUAUUAGAUUCAACAGAAUAUUGAUCAUUUCUUUCUGUGGUAACCUGGGAAAUAUUUAAUGGUUUUUAGACAUAUAUAUCAUUGUUGAACGAUGCUUAUUAGUUCCCUAAUCCAUGAAAAUUUGCCUUUUAUCGUUUUAAGCAGUUCAUAAAUUGAGUGCAAAAUUUAAUCACUAUAUAUUACCCUUAUUUUUGUUUUGAAGAGAUUUACCAUAUUCACUUUUCCUAGAUUUUCUUCUAUCUUUCUUUCCGGUUGUUCUUCUUGACCAGUCUAAUGCAGCUUUCAAAUACUACAUCCCCAAAAAAAUAAUAUAUUAAGUUUUCAAAUUUGUAUUAAAAACAGUACAAAAUUCAAAACUAAAUAUGAAUUAUUUUUGUGAGAUGGAGACAGUAAACUAUUAUUCGAUAACUUUUGUGACGUUCAAGAAGGAGUAACAAUAAAGUUAGCUUACCUCAGGGGUGAUUUACAUGAAUUUUUUCUUUGACUUUUCUUUUUGCUAAAUGAAAUUUGGAUUUUCUCGCUUCUCUCUUCACUCAAAAUCAGGAAAGAGAACAAACAGAUGGGAUUCCUCCUCCUCCUCUUCCUCAUUCCCAUUUCUCUUCUCAUUUUUCUCGCCGUAAUCGUCCGUCCAAAGCCUUCCACCACCACAAUCCCGAUCAAAAACCGCCACGUCUUUAUCACGGGCGGGUCGAGCGGCAUUGGGCUUGCUAUGGCCCACCAAGCCGCUUUGGCCGGAGCCCAGGUUUCCAUCCUCGCCCGUGAUAAGAUACAAGAAGCCAAGGACUGGAUCAAGCUCGCAACUGGUUGUGACGUGGCUGUCUACGAAGCUGACGUCAGAGACUACGACGCCGUCUCGAGAGCCGUGAACGAUGCGGGACCCAUCGAUGUAUUGAUUUGCAACCAGGGCCUGUUUUUCGCUCGGGAGCUGGAGAGGCAAUCACUGGAGGAGAUUAAGUCAAUGAUUGAUGUGAACUUGUUGGGAACAUUUCAUUUGAUCAAGGCUGCUUUACCUGGUAUGAAGGAAAAAAGAGCCGGAAGGAGUACUCCUCGUUGUAUCGCCCUUACGUCUUCUCAGGCUGGUCAGAUGGGAAUCUAUGGAUAUGCAGCCUAUUGUGCAAGUAAGUUUGGGCUCAGGGGUAUGGCAGAAGCCCUGCAGCAGGAGAUCAUUCAAGAUGACAUUCACGUUUCACUUAUAUUUCCUCCCGAUACUGAGACCCCUGGUUUGGUUGAAGACAAAAAAAGGAGGCCCCCGAUCACCGGCGCAAUAGCAGCCUUCUCUACUCCAAUGAAAGCCGAAGAAGUUGCCAAGAAAGCACUGAAUGGGAUCCAAUGUGGUGUUUUCAAUGUUCACUGCAACUUGGAGGGAUUUUUUAUGUCCAUCAUAGCAGCUGGUUUUUCUCCACAGAGAUCAGUGUUAAUGGCAUUCAUUGAGGUGAUUGGUGCUAGCAUGGGACGCAUCAUAGCUUUGGGUUUCCAAUUCAUCUUUUACCAAAGCAUCACCAAAUUGCAUGCUCGAAAGAAAUAAGUUCACCUCCGAUGACGAACCUAGCAGGGGGAGUUAAAUAGUGGAUGGAAUACGACGUAAUUAAUUGAUGCUUUCCUUAAUCACUUAAACGUUGUAAUUUAAUGUACUAUAUUAAAUUUUAACUCUUUCAACGUACCACAAAGAAAAAAUAAAUAAAUUAAUUCC